UACAGGACCGAAGACCCACAAAAUAAGAUGUGAUUGCACUUGCUCUGUCUGACCCAGGCUGCCGGCCCUGAGAUGAGAAAUGUUCCCUCAGAAGAUGUGGCUGUGAACUUCACGUGGCAGGAGUGGCGGUACCUGAGUGAAGCUCAGAGGACCCUGUACCGGGAUGUGAUGCUGGAGACCUGCAAUCACCUGGUGUCCCUAGGGCACUGUGUUACCGAUCCUGAGGAGAGCAUCAGGUCGGAGCAGGGAUUACAGCCGUGGACUGUGGACGAUCCCCCAAACCAGGACCUCUCAGAUGUCCAUACUGUGGAUCACCUGACUCAGGACAGCCCUGCAAAUCAGGGCAGACAUGUGUGGCAAGUUCUUACCACCAACAGCAAAAUACCAUCCAACGAGAGAACUGACUUAAUGGAAGAAAGCAAUUUGCAAUCAAGUCAUUAUUUGAACCAUAGUAUCAAAAAUGAAAACAAUUCAGCGAUGAUGCCUAAGAACUUUACUAUACAUAGGACCAUGAUGAUCCCUGGUGAGCCUCAUGAAGGGCAUGCUGGAGAGAACGAGGAGGUCUUUAGUAGAAUGAGGGAACCCAUCAAGUAUCCUGAGCACCUUAGUCACCAGGUGAUUCAGAACUUUCAACAGCCUUUUGAAUUUCGUGAACAAGGAAAAGUCGUGAGUGAAGAAACAGUAUUUACACCUAGAGGAGCCCUUCUGGAAGGGAUUGUCCGUAAAUGCAAUGAGUGCAGGGACACCCGUGAUGAGGUACCUUUCGUUGUCCGAGACAGAACCCAAGGAGGACAGACUCGCUGCAGUUGUAAUGAAAAGGGGAGAGCUGCGGAGAUGACUCCAGUGCAUUUGAAUCCUCCUAGGUAUGUUGAACAUGAGCAGCAGAAAUGUUGUGAAAGUGGGGCCAGUCUCAGAAACACAUUUCACGCCUAUCCGCGUGAGAGUACCCAGUUAGGAAAGAAUAAUUUGGGAUAUAAGAGAUAUGGUGAAGCGGCCUCUAAAACCUCUGUUCUGACUGAACAUCAGAAAACACAAGCAGACGAUCAACCUGAUGAGUGUGGGGGCACCGCUGAGAUUUCCUUACAGAGGGGAUACCAGAGAAAUCUCACUGCUGUGAAGUUGUUUGGCUCUAACGAUUAUGUGAAAACUUACUCAUGGAAGACUGCCCUCACUUUACAUCCACAGUCUCAAACGGGAGUGAAGCGCUACCCGUGUCAGGUGUGUAAGAAAACUUUCAGGCGGAAACCUGCUUUUAGUGUCCAUCAGAGAACUCAUACAAGGGAGAAAUCCUAUGAAUGUCAGGCGUGAAGCAAAGUGUUCUCCCGUAAGUCACUUCUUGUUCUACAUGAGAGGACUCACACUGGAGAGAAAUGCUAUGAAUGUGAAGGGUGUGGGAAAGCUUUUUCCAGGAAGUCUCACCUUACUGAGCAUCAGAGAAUUCACACUGGAGAGAAGCCUUACGAAUGUCAAGAGUGUAGGAAGACUUUCCUCUGGAAAUCAUCCCUCAGUAAACAUCAGAGAAUUCACAUUGGAGAGAAAUGCUAUGAAUGUGAAGG
This is a messenger RNA of Talpa occidentalis (Iberian mole), 1556 nucleotides long. RefSeq names its product zinc finger protein 717-like. Gene Ontology annotation, biological process: negative regulation of transcription by RNA polymerase II. The record is from RefSeq and is a predicted model, not a curated record. Bases 73 to 1308 code for a protein of 411 amino acids. The transcript is spliced from 3 exons. Gene Ontology annotation, molecular function: DNA-binding transcription repressor activity, RNA polymerase II-specific. Lineage: Eukaryota; Metazoa; Chordata; Mammalia; Eulipotyphla; Talpidae.